Kickxella alabastrina is the source of this 1166-nucleotide messenger RNA. Its product is annotated as WLM domain-containing protein. Gene Ontology annotation, molecular function: proteasome binding; protein binding. The transcript has a single exon. The record is from RefSeq and is a predicted model, not a curated record. NCBI's taxonomy places the organism in Eukaryota, Fungi, Kickxellomycota, Kickxellomycetes, Kickxellales, Kickxellaceae. Bases 185 to 1123 code for a protein of 312 amino acids.
AAGGUUAAAAUUAUAAUUAAUAAUUGUUAAUUAGUAAUCUGAUGGCGCAAUUGAUAAUGCGGAAUCCGUACAGGUGACGUAAAUGAUUGAAAAAACAUGUAAAAAAACAGACGUAUUUCAGCCUUUUUUGUUUCUACAUCUUUCUUAAAUAAACAUAUUUUUUCUCUUUUUUAAAAUUCAACAAAUGUCUCACUCAUUUGUUAUAAGCCACAAGGGCACCAAACGCGAAUUCGAUAUUGACAACACAACCACACUGGGCCAGCUGCGAGGUCAAAUCCGAGACGUGUUCGGGGUAGACCCAAGCAACCAAAAGCUUUUCCACGGAGGCCUUAUCAACAAUGACCAAGAGACACCAGUAGCCAGCAUAAUUCCUCACAAAAGCCGAGUUGUUUUAAUGGGCACAGUGACCGGUGAGCUCGAGCAUCUACAUGCGCGAGAGGCACUGCGACAAACGGCACAACAGAACCACGAGCGAUACAAGGCGACAUUGUCGGAUAUCUGGCGCACGCCCACAAUGGGCAGUCUGAGCAGAGACAAUAUGCAGCAUACGUUCCAUGCAUUCGAAGCUCUUGAGUUGCCAGAGAAACAGCGGGCGUUGGAUAUCUUGCACAAACUGAGUAAAGAUGAGGGCGUGCGGCAGAUUAUGGUCACUAGGCAGUAUUCCGUCGGCACAUUGCGCGAGCUUCACCCGUUUGAGCGCACCAUUCUCGGGUACAAUAGGAACCGCGGCGAGGUUAUUGCGCUGAGGCUGCGCACGGAUGAUUUGGAGGGCUUUCGCCGGUACGAGAGUGUCAGGGAUGUCCUGAUGCAUGAGCUGGCACAUAUGGUUUGGGACGAGCACGAUGAGCGGUUCCAUAGGCUCAAUAGGGAGCUGUGCAAGGAGGUUGUCGAGCUCAAUUGGCAGCUGCGUGGGCAGAGGGUCGGUGGACAGGCGCCGAGGGUGUACGAGCCGCCGAGGCCGGAGGAUGCUGAGCUUGUGGAUGGCGGGUCGCUUGGGAGCGCUGGCUUUGUGCUGGGCGGCAAGGCACCUAGCCAAGGAGAGGAGGAUGGCCAAAAUAGCAGCCCUGAUAGUCACCGUGACUUGGCGUACAAGGCCUGGGAGAAGCGGUCCCGAAAGAAUUAGGUUUUGUUUUCGGCACAAUCAAUGAACAAAGAGAAAGAUACUU